Sphaeramia orbicularis (orbiculate cardinalfish) is the source of this 1622-nucleotide messenger RNA. RefSeq names its product ADP-ribosylation factor-like 13A (gene arl13a). Gene Ontology annotation, molecular function: GTPase activity; GTP binding. Bases 105 to 1391 code for a protein of 428 amino acids. NCBI's taxonomy places the organism in Eukaryota, Metazoa, Chordata, Actinopteri, Kurtiformes, Apogonidae. Gene Ontology annotation, biological process: non-motile cilium assembly; receptor localization to non-motile cilium. Gene Ontology annotation, cellular component: non-motile cilium; ciliary membrane. The transcript is spliced from 10 exons. The record is from RefSeq and is a predicted model, not a curated record.
CAGGUUGCACCUCCCACAUGGGGUGACCAGAGGAUUACUGUGAGCCUGAUUAGUUUGUAUCUGUGGUCCAGGAUGUUAGUAGAGGUGUGCACCAAAACAAAUGAAUGGACAUAGACUUACUUCUGUACCAGUUUCAGAGAAAAUGGUGGCCACUGUGCUCACCUUGCUCACCUCAAGUAAACAUGUUCAACCUGAUGAGCAACUGCUGCACAUGGGUUUCCAAGAUACAAGAGCCGAUCAGGAAAGUGACUGUCCUUGUGGUUGGUCUUGACAAAGCAGGAAAAACAUCCUCCAUCAGAGGGAUGUUAAGAGUCCCUUAUGCUGUGGAGGCAGGACCCACCCACGGCUGUGUCCGAAAUGAGCUGAGGGUGGAGAACUACCUGGUCACUCUGAUGGACGUGGGGGGGUCAGUGGAGUCGAGGGGCAUCUGGAGGGAACUCUGUGGAGAGGCCCAUGGAAUCAUCUUCGUGGUGGACUCAUGUGACCGGCAGAGGAUCAAGGAGGUCAAGGAGGUUCUGGCCGACCUGUUGAAGCAACCGAGAGUGGCAGGAAAACCCAUAUUGGUGUUGGCCAACAAACAGGACAAAAUGAAUGCUUUACUGGGAAGUGAACUGAUUGAGAUUCUGUCUCUGGAGAGGCUGGUCAACCAGAGCCGCUCUCUGUGCCAUAUUGAGCCUUGUUCAGCCUUAAUGGACCUGCGACGCUGGUCAGACAGGAAGACUCUGCGAGGCCUUCGCUGGUUACUGCGAGCUGUAUCUCUGGAUUAUCCGGAGCUUUGUACUCGUAUAGCCCAGGACAGCAACAGGCCUCUGGAGCCCAGAGAAAAGGAAAAGAAUGGGAAAACAGAGAAAAUUCGCAGGAAAACCAAGGUGGAACGAAUGCGAUCCAGCAAGUCUGAUCUCCGUGAGGUUCAUCGGCCAAAGAACAGUGAGAAAAAGACAAAGAGAGAAGGAAAACUGCAACCCAUUCGAAACAUGUUGCCAAAGGAGGCCACUCUGAAAAAGAAGCUGAAGACAAAGAAGAAGAAGAAGCCAGGGAAGGUUGUGGAAAGUGAAAAAGAUCAAGAUCUAAAUGAACAGGAGGCGGAGGAUGGGGAUGAUGUUGGUAAUGAAGCAGAUCAAGAACCUUCUGCUAAUAGAGAGAAAGCCAGCAGCGCUCUGAUCACCCCCAAAAAGGGGAAAGUGAAACGCAAAGCAAAAGUGAAAAAAGAGACUUUGGAUGUGCCAGAAUCACCUGACAAUGACAAGAAGCCUCUCAAAGUCAAAGGAGAAAACAAGAAGAAGAAAAUUGUCAAAGUAAAAAGGAAGAACAAGAUCAACACAGAGGAAAUGGCUGAAACUUACUCCCAGCCUGUGGAUCUGUCUGCAACUUUUGAUGACCCUGUCUCCUGAUAGAUCUUUACCGGAAAGCAAUACAGGCGCUGAAGGAACGUCAGAGUCAAGAACGGUGAGACGGAACAUGACAUGAGGAUCGUCUUUAUCCCCAUCACUACUGGAAAUACACCAACAGAUCCACUUCAUACACACUUCAGCACCAGACCUGAACCCUGAACCUUUGGGAUAAAACAAACUCAACUGAGUAAUGAAGGGCAGGUCUCGAUAAUCAUGUCAUAAUGUUGAAAA